CCCCCCGCAGUGCAAACGGCUGCGAUGUCUCGGCGCUGCAGCUGGGGCGACAGCCGGCGGCAGCGGCGUUCCUGCUCCGGAGGCCGUCGCCCUCCGGCUGCUUCCGGCUGCUUCAACGGAUACCACGGACGCGGCGGCCCCCAGCCAGGAAACAGCCACCUCGCGGUCCUCACUGCCCCCGCCCUCCGCAACAGCGGCUGGUGCUGCUGCACGCACAUCGGCAGCAACGUCGGAAGACUCGGGAGGAGGCGCAACAACAACGACGGCGACAAGGGCAGCGGCAGAGGCGGAGACGGCGGCGGAAACGCCGCUGAUGUGGGGUCGGCACAGGGUGGUUCUGGGGGGCUUCGAGUUGCAGUUACGCAGCGACAUGGAGUGUAAGGAGUUGGGGCUGUUCCAUCCGGAGCGGUACCUGGCGGGAGGGGACUGCAUCGAGCGGCCGCCGGGCUCAGGAGUCUUCCUGAGCAGGAGCCAGUUUGAGAGGGCUGGCGGCGCGGUGACAGCCAAGUGGCACCGAUCCAUCCGGGUGCUGCCGCAGCUGGAGCGGCUGGGCAGCUGGCUGGAGAGGCACGGGCUGCCGGUGCUCAAGGGAAGCAGCAGACGGCGUGGAAGAGGGGCUCCCGGGGGGAUCCUCCUGCCGAGGGGCACUGCCCCUAGCCCCGACGGCACCGCCGAUGCCAAUGCCUCCGCGAACAGAUUGAACACGGCUGCUGCUGCUGCCACUCCUGCUGAAGCUGCUGCUGCUGUGAGGACGGGAGCUGCUACUGCCGACGCCGGCGACGACGCCCCACCCGCUACCGCCACUGCGGCAGCUGCUGCGACUCGUGCCCGUGGUAGGAAUGCUGCUGGCGUUACGAGGUCACCAACGGUUGCUGCUACCGAU
This is a messenger RNA of Astrephomene gubernaculifera, 883 nucleotides long. NCBI's taxonomy places the organism in Eukaryota, Viridiplantae, Chlorophyta, Chlorophyceae, Chlamydomonadales, Astrephomenaceae. The record is from the annotation of a GenBank genome assembly.